CCUGCCUAGAGGCCACUCCCGGCCCCACAAUGCACUGCGUGGUGCGUCACUCGGAGCGGCCCGUCCAGGUUCUACAGGUCUUCUCUGUCGGUUGCAAUGUCUGUGAUCUUGUCUGCCUCAGUUGUUCGUGUCCGAGAUGGAUUGCCGCUUUCUGCUUCUACUGAUUGUGAGCAGAGCUCGGGAAUGCAGGCGUGCAGGAAGUAUUUUAAAAUGCUCUCGAGAAGACUUGCUCAACUUCCCGAUAGAUGUAUACUGAAAGCUGGACAUUAUAACAUUAAUUUUAUUAGCUCUCUGGGAGUGAGCUACAUGAUGUUGUGCACUGAAAAUUACCCAAAUGUUCUCGCCUUCUCUUUCCUGGAUGAGCUUCAGAAGGAGUUUAUUACUACUUACAACGUGAUGAAGACAAAUACUGCUGUCAGACCAUACUGUUUCAUUGAAUUUGAUAACUUCAUUCAGAGGACCAAGCAACGAUAUAAUAAUCCCAGGUCUCUUUCAACAAAAAUAAAUCUGUCUGACAUGCAGAUGGAAAUCAAGCUAAGGCCCCCUUACCAAAUUCCCAUGUGUGAACUGGGGCCGGCCAAUGGAGUAGCAUCUGCAUUUUCUGUCGAUUAUAAAGGUGCUGGUAAGAUUUCUUCUGCUCACCAGCGACUGGAACCAGCAACUUUAUCGGGGAUUGUGGCAUUUAUCCUUAGUCUUUUAUGUGGAGCUCUCAAUUUAAUUCGAGGCUUUCAUGCUAUAGAAAGUCUCCUACAGAGUGAUGGUGAGGAUUUUAAUUACAUCAUCGCAUUUUUCCUUGGAACAGCAGCCUGCCUCUACCAGAUCUGGCUGAGGCAAGCCCAAGGCAAAGCUCCCGAUUAUGAUGUCUGACACCCUCCUUCAGAUGUGUUGCCUUGGCUUCGGGGGAAGAAGAGGGGACAUACCUUAACUGCCACUGUGAUGAAGAAACCAGUCACCACAAAUGAGAAGCUCUGCAUUCUUUUUCUCCAAUCUUCCUGUUUUUAAAUCAACAUGUCAUGCCUGUGAGCAUGCAAGAUCUCAUAGGGAAACACUUCUCUGAAGAAUUUUGGCAGUGAGCUUAUAGAGAGGAAGACGAGGAGCCUUGUCUCUUCACAGCUGUAAGAGUGGAAGAAGUCAGACUUCACCUGAAGACCUGGCUGGCUGUCCUGAGUCCUCGCAUGAACUCAGUCAUAACAAAGACAUGGAAUUGCUGAGGACCAAGCAGGCACUGCACUCCAAGUUUGCCUUUGUGAGGCAUCACCAUAGACCAAAUAAAAAAGAUGCUGCAGCAAUCGGAAAGUCCAUGUCUUACAACAGAUGACUGUGCUAAAUAUCAGAUUAUUUGUAUAUUUAUAGUAGUAAGAUUUUAUGAGUUCAGGGUGGUAUAGAACUGAUUCUUUUGCUUUUCUGUUUUUGCCUAAGUCCUAACUCUGGAAAUUACCUGGUAUAGGAGAAAGCUAUGGUGAGUUUAUCUCUGGAACAUCACAAGUAUUAAAAGCACA
Molecule: messenger RNA, 1499 nt
Organism: Octodon degus (degu)
Lineage: Eukaryota; Metazoa; Chordata; Mammalia; Rodentia; Octodontidae
Gene: Sec22a
Product: SEC22 homolog A, vesicle trafficking protein
Exons: 7
Coding region: 97-867 (256 amino acids)
Biological process (GO): endoplasmic reticulum to Golgi vesicle-mediated transport
Source: RefSeq, a predicted model, not a curated record